Lipotes vexillifer (Yangtze River dolphin) is the source of this 1354-nucleotide messenger RNA. RefSeq names its product homer scaffold protein 3 (gene HOMER3). Gene Ontology annotation, molecular function: G protein-coupled glutamate receptor binding. The transcript is spliced from 10 exons. The record is from RefSeq and is a predicted model, not a curated record. Gene Ontology annotation, biological process: G protein-coupled glutamate receptor signaling pathway. NCBI's taxonomy places the organism in Eukaryota, Metazoa, Chordata, Mammalia, Artiodactyla, Lipotidae. The coding region runs from base 271 to 1353 and encodes 360 amino acids.
GGGACCGGAGACGGCGCGGGCGGCGGCGGCGGCGGCGGCGCAGACAAAGGCGCGGGCGGUGCGGAGGGCGGCGCGGAGGGCGGCGCGGAGGGCGCGGGCCCCGGAGCCAGCGAGCGAGCGGGGCGCCCGUCUGCGGGGACUCGGCGCCGCGGGGUCGCACCCGCCUAGCGCCCGGACACUUGCGGGGUGCAGAGCCGGCACGAGGCCAAGCCAGCAGUUCCUACCAUCCCCCUGGCUGUCCCUUGGAGCCCACCCAGACAAGCCUGACCAAUGUCCACAGCCAGGGAGCAGCCCAUCUUCAGCACACGGGCACACGUGUUCCAGAUCGACCCGGCCACCAAGCGGAAUUGGAUCCCCGCGGGCAAACACGCACUCACUGUCUCCUACUUUUACGAUGCCACCCGCAAUGUCUACCGAAUCAUCAGCCUUGGGGGUGCCAAGGCCAUCAUCAACAGCACUGUCACCCCCAACAUGACAUUUACCAAAACCUCCCAGAAGUUCGGGCAGUGGGCAGACAGUCGCGCCAACACCGUCUAUGGCCUUGGCUUUGCUUCUGAGCAGCAUCUGACUCAGUUUGCUGAGAAGUUCCAGGAAGUGAAGGAAGCAGCAAGGCUGGCACGGGAGAAAUCUCAGGAUGGGGGAGAGCUCACCAGUCCAGCCCUGGGGCUCACUGCCCACCAGGUGCCCCCGAGCCCCCUCGUCAGCUCCAACGGCCCCGGCGACGAGAAGCUAUUCCGCAGCCAGAGCGCGGACGCUCCCGGCCCCGCUGAGCGCGAGCGGCUCAGAAAGAUGCUGUCCGAGGGCUCGGUGGGCGAGGUGCAGUGGGAGGCCGAGUUCUUCGCGCUUCAGGACAGUAACAACAAGUUGGCGGGCGCCCUGCGAGAGGCCAACGCCGCCGCCGCCCAGUGGAGGCAGCAGCUGGAGGCCCAGCGCGCAGAGGCCGAGAGGCUGCGACACCGGGUGGCUGAGCUGGAGGCCCAGGCUGCCACCGCUGAGCCACCCGCAGUCAGUGAGAAGGAGGGACCGGGCCAGGCGCUGGAGCAGCUGGAGGCACUAGUGCAAACUAAGGACCAGGAGAUCCAGACGCUGAAGAGCCAGACUGGUGGUCCCCGUGAGGCCCCAGACAGCGCCGAGCGUGAGGAGACACAGCAGAAAGUGCAGGAACUGGAGACCCGAAACGCGGAGCUGGAGCACCAGCUGCGGGCAACGGAGCGCAGCCUGGAGGAGGCACGGGUAGAGCGGGAGCGGGCACGGGCCGAGGUGGGCCGGGCCGCGCAGCUGCUGGACGUCAGGCUGUUUGAGCUGAGCGAGCUGCGGGAGGGCCUGGCCCGCCUGGCCGAGGGCACGCCCUGAG